CUUCAAAAUCCGCAAAACCCUAAUCCCGAUCGUGAUUCAGGGUUCGCCGAAUUUCACUGAAUCCUGAUGAAAUCGACCUGAUCUCCUCGUCAAUGGAUUUCUCCGAAUUGGAAGCGAUCGAGGGUUUGCGUUGGUCGUGGCACUCAUGGCCGGUUUCCAAGGCCGAGGUUUCAUCUCUGGUUGUCCCACUGUCAAUUCUCUGCACUCCAUUAACGCCGUUCACCGAGCUUCCCAUCCUCCCCUACGAACCCCUCAAUUGCUCCAAUUGCGCCGCCGUGUUGAACCCUUACUCCCGCGUCGAUUACGCAUCCAAAAUAUGGAUCUGCGCCUUCUGCCCCCGGAAGAAUCCCUUUCCGAAAUCGUACGCUCACAUCAACGAGAACAGUAUCCCGGCGGAGCUUUUCCCCACUUACAGCACCGUUGAAUACCAUUCGAGUCCCGGGCCGGGUUUAGAAUCGGGCCCCAGGAGGAGCGCGAGUGGGCCGUUGGGGUUGAGGUCGAACAGUAGUUCUUUCUCGAGUGUGUCUGGCUAUUCUGGCUCGGGGUUAGGUCUGGAUUGGGCUGCGUUUGGAGUUGGAAUCGGACCGGCAUUUGUGUUCGUUGUGGAUGCUUGCACGUCGGAGGAGGAGCUUGGGGUGCUGAAGAAGGAGCUGCUACGGACGGUUGCGCGAUUGCCGGAAAAUGCUUUGGUUGGUUUGGUGGUGUUUGACGCAAUGGUGAAGGUGUAUGAUUUGGGAUUCACAGAGUGUUUGAGGGUUGUGCUGUUUCACGGAGAGCGUGAGGUUUCAUCUGAGCAGGUCAAACAGCUUCUGGGGCUCCACCCUACAAAGCAAACUCUCGGAAAGUCAUCAGCUCUACAAAACCAAGGCUUCCUAUUGCCAGUGUCGGAAUGUGAGUUCAACAUCAUUACGGCCAUCGAAGACAUCCACUCUUCACCUUCUGUAAAUCCAGGACACCGCCCUCUACGCUGUACAGGUGUUGCGAUAUCAGUGGCCGUAGGUCUUCUAGAAGGAUGCUCCGUAAACACUGGCUCUCGUGUAAUGGUCUUCACGUCGGGACCCGCAACUGUGGGCCCGGGCAUGAUUGUCAACUCGGAUCUUGACAACUCCAUAAGAACUCAUCGAGACCUCAAUAACGGUCACACCUCGUACUACAAAAAAUCCAGCGAAUUUUACAGGCGAAUUUCUCAACGAAUAUCCGAAUCAUCCAUCGUUCUUGAUCUGUUCGCCUGCUCUCUGGAUCAGGUUGGAGCAGCCGAGUUAAAAAAUCCCGUAGAAAGUUCCGGAGGUUUCAUGAUGUUAGGGGAAUCUUUCGAAUCCGAGCAGUUCAAAAAGUGCUUGAGCCACAUGUUCGAAUGUGACAAAGAUGGGAAUUUAAAAAUGUUUUUCGAUGCAACUAUAGAGGUAGUAACAACCCAUGACUUAAAAGUAUGUGGGGCCCUCGGUCCUUGCUUCUCUCUACACAAGAAGAACGAUUUUGUGAGCGACAAAGCAAUUGGAGAAGGUGGGACCCACGUAUGGAAGCUCUGCACAGUCAGCACCAAAACAUGCAUCGCCUUCUUCUUCGAAGCUGCGAAAGACCCGAAAACACACGACAGCUCAGCAUUCUUUAUACAGUUCAUUACACGGUACAGAGACAGCAACAUGGGAUUAAGGAAGAGGGUGACCACAGUUGCGAGAAGAUGGGUGGGGAAAAACUCGCCGGAGAUUCUCUCAGGGUUCGAUCAAGAAGCGGCUGCGGCGGUUAUGGCGAAGCUUUCGAUCCACAAGAUGGAAAAGAGUCUCGCCGAUGAUGUUAUCAGAUGGCUGGAUAAGUCUCUGAUAAGCUUCGCUUCUAAAUUCGGGGAUUACGUGCAAGAAGAUCCAUCGACUUUCCGUUUAAAGACAAACUUUUCGUUGUACCCUCAGUUUAUGUAUUACCUGAGGAGGUCACAAUUCAUGGAUGUCUUCAAUAGUAGCCCCGACGAAACUGCUUACUUUCGUUUAAUGCUGAAUCGUGAGGGGGUCAUAAAUUCCCUUAUCAUGGUCCAGCCCACACUGUUUCAAUACUCGUUCGACGGGCCCCCCAUUCCUGUAGUGCUAGAUGUGCGCUCGAUUUCUCCAGACGUGAUUCUGCUUUUCGAUUCUUUCUUUUACGUUGUGAUUCACUAUGGUUCGAAGAUUGCACAGUGGAGGAAGCUGGGGUACGAUAGGGACCCUAGUUAUGGAAGUUUCAAGAACCUUCUGGAAGCUUCCGAGCUCGAUGCUGAGCAAUUGGUAUCUGAGCGGGUCCCGGUUCCGAAAUUCGUGAAGUGCGAUCAGCAUAGUAGCCAGGCGAGGUUUCUUCUUGCGAAAUUGAAUCCGUCUGUGACUCAGAAUUCGACUUACGCGGAAGGUUCCGAGAUUAUAUUCACUGAUGAUGUCAGCUUGCAAGAUUUUAUUGAGCAUUUGCAGACUUUGGCUGUGCAGGGUUAAAUCUGUUCUUGUACAGAGGACAUGGUUUGAUUAAUGUAAGGGUGAAUAAUUUUUUUGUUGUAACUUGUAACAGUAUAUUUGGAGUGUAUAGUGAAUGAACAAGUGUUCAAUUUUUGCCAUUA
Messenger RNA from Erythranthe guttata (spotted monkey flower), 2575 nucleotides. RefSeq names its product Sec23/Sec24 protein transport family protein. Gene Ontology annotation, biological process: COPII-coated vesicle cargo loading; COPII-coated vesicle budding; intracellular protein transport. Lineage: Eukaryota; Viridiplantae; Streptophyta; Magnoliopsida; Lamiales; Phrymaceae. Gene Ontology annotation, cellular component: COPII vesicle coat; endoplasmic reticulum exit site. Gene Ontology annotation, molecular function: zinc ion binding; GTPase activator activity. The record is from RefSeq and is a predicted model, not a curated record.